This is a messenger RNA of Plasmodium adleri (nom. inval.), 8028 nucleotides long. Its product is annotated as rRNA (adenosine-2'-O-)-methyltransferase, putative. Gene Ontology annotation, molecular function: RNA binding; tRNA (guanine) methyltransferase activity. Gene Ontology annotation, biological process: tRNA methylation. The record is from RefSeq and is a predicted model, not a curated record. The transcript has a single exon. Lineage: Eukaryota; Apicomplexa; Aconoidasida; Haemosporida; Plasmodiidae. The coding region runs from base 1 to 8028 and encodes 2675 amino acids.
AUGGUAGCCAACAGUGUAGACGUUUUAAAUUUACUAAUAAACUUUAGUACUAAUAAUAAUAUUAAAGAAUAUGAUGAUGAGUUAAUUCGAAAUUUUUUUUCUGAAAUUAUUUUAUUAUUAAUUCAAGAUGAAGAUAAAAAUAAACUGUGUAAAGAUGUUAAUAAUUAUAUUGUUAAUGAAGUUCUAAAAAAGGAAGAAGAAUAUAAUAAUAAAGGAGAUAUAAAAAAUAAAAACAUGAAAGAUGGAAAUAAUAAUAAUAAUAAAAAAAAAAAAAAAAAAGAAUGUGACAAAAGGAGUGAUGGAAAAUAUGGAAAUAACUUAGAAAUUAUAAUAUUGUUUAUAGAUUGUUUAUUUAAAAAAUAUUGGAAUGAAUUAUUUUAUAAUAAUAAUAAUAAUAUAGAUAUAGAUAUAUCUUGGGUAUAUAAAAUAUUACAAUUAAAAGAAGGAGAAAAAAAUAAAUAUUCUUCUGUUUUGCUAAAUUUUUUAAAAAAUAUAUUAAUAAAGAUACAAGAAGAAAAUCCUGAAUUUUCAGUAAUCAUUUUUUUAUUAAAUCAUAUACAAAUAAAAAUACAAAAUCAUAUAAAAGAAAAUCACGAUAAAAAUAAAUAUCUUUUUUAUAAAAAAUGGAACAAUAAGCUCACUGAAUUAUCAUCAAAAGGUUUUCAUGAGUAUUCUUAUAAAAAUGUAUCAGAUGAUUUGUAUGUUCAAAGGGAAGUGUCUGAAUGUAAUGAAUAUGAAAAAGAAAAUAAUACACACAACAAUGAUAAUAAUAAUAAUAAUAAUAUUAUUAAUAAUGAUGAUAAUAUUAAUAGUGAUAAUAUCAAUAGUGAUGAUAAUAUUAAUUGUGAUAAUAUCAAUAGUGAUGAUAAUAUAAAUAUUAUCCAUUCUAAACUUAUAAAUAUCAUAACACAUACAAAUCAAAAUAAAAGUUAUAAAAACUUUUUGAGUACAUUCAAUUUAAACUUUGAAUAUUUAUGUGUAUUAUUUAUUUUAUAUUUGGAAGAUGAAAAGAGUAACCAAAAAAAAAAUUCGUCCACAUAUCAAAGUGAUGUCAAGGAUGUAUAUGAAAAUAAAAUAUUAAAAGAAAUUAACAUAAAUAAUAAUUAUAAUGAAGAGAUAAUAAUUAUUAAAUUAAUAAAUUAUAUUUUAUAUCAUAUAGUUCUGAUUAAUGAUAAAAAUAUGAGAAAUAUUUUAAUUAAAGAUUUUUCUUUUGUAGUAAAAGAAUAUAUAUAUCCUGCACAUGUAUUUGAAAAAAUAUGUUUGAAUGUUAUUGAGUUAAUGUAUUUUGUUCUUACAUAUGAUAUGUUUGAAAAAAGUAUGAUUAAUAAUGAUAUUCAUCUUAUUCAAAAUGACAACAACAAUAAUAAUAUUAUUAAUAAUAAUAAUAUUAAUAAUAAUAAUAUUAAUAAUAAUAAUAUUAAUAAUAAUGACAGUGUUGAAGAGACCAGUCAAAAUUAUGAUCAUAAGAAGGUAUAUAUGGGAAACAAAGACAAUGAAUCUAUUUUAUAUAUAUAUUAUAAAUAUAUGAUCACUAUAUACUCUACAGAUAUUUUAAAUACAGAUGAAUAUUUAUUAAAUGAUAUAUACAAUUUUAUUAUUUUAUAUAUAGAUUAUAUAUAUAAUGAGAGUUUUAUUGAAAAAAGUUAUAUAAAUGAUAUAAGAUAUUAUUUUUUAUUUUUUAAUAAAGGAUAUAUGAAUGAAAACGUUUUAAAAAAAUUGUUAUAUAUUUUUAAUACACUUAUUAAUAUCUUAAACAAAACAAAAAAUUUUAAUAAUGAAGUGUCACGUUUUAUAAAGGUAUGGAAUUAUUUUGAAUGUAUUAUUAGAUGUAUUGAAAAUUUUUCUGUGCAUCUUCUAAAAAGUAAUUGGUUUAAAAUAGUCGAUCUUAUAAACAUUGUCAGUUCUAUAAAAGUGAUAUAUCAUAAUAAAUAUGAAACUGAUAAAAAUAUUUAUGAUGUGUGUGAUGAAUAUAAUGAGGAUAUAUGUAUCCAUAUGAAGAAUGUUAAUAAAAAAAAUAAUAAAAAUAAAAAAAAUGAUAUAAAUCAAAAUUGUGAUGAUGAUAUAAAUCAAAAUUGUGAUGAUGAUAUAAAUCAAAAUUGUGAUGAUGAUAUAAAUCAAAAUUGUGACGAUGAUGAUAUAAAUAAAAAUGAUGAUGAUGAUAUUAUAAAUCAAAAUUGUGAUAAUAAUAUAAAUAGAAUACAUAACUUUGAAAAUCUUUUAUUUUUUGAUCACAUAGAUUAUUAUAUCUUUCAAACAUGUGCUAUUCGUAGCUAUAAUAAUAUUAAUAAAUACAUGAUGAAUAAUAAAAAAAUAAAAAAAGGACAAUAUAAUAUACAAAAUGAAAUAAAUUUUGUUAUAUAUAUAGAUUAUAUAAUAUUAAAAUUAAAUGAAUAUUUAAUAUGGUUGUUGCUGAUACAUAAGAAUGAUUCUGUUAUAAGAUAUUCCUUAUGUGGAUUAUUAGAUUAUGAGAAUAAAAAUAAUAUUGAAAUUUCAAAUUUCAUUAAUAAGAAUAAUGAUAAAAUUAAAUGUAUAGAAGAAAAAUUAUCAUCUAAUGAAAAGAAAAUAAAUAUUUUAACUUUUAUAAAUAGUAUAAGUGAUCAUUUUUUAUUUAAUAUAUUUUUUAUUCAUAUUGUUAAGCCUACGUUAUUUAUUAAAGGAGAUAUGCUAUAUUAUGAAUCAAGGAUAAAAAAUUUUAUUAUGUCUAAAAUAUUAUAUAAACAAAAAUAUUCUUAUCAUUAUUUAUUGAAAUUUAUUAUAUGUCUAAAUCAUAUUAAUUACUAUUAUAUUAACCUUAGAAUAAUUCUAGAGACACUACUUCAAUCAAUAAAUAUAUAUAAUAAUGAAAACACAAACGAUAAUAAAAAUAAUAAUAAUAAUAAUAAUAAUAAUAAUAAAAAGGAUAGUUAUAUAUCACACCAUCAUACAUUCAGUGGUAUAUUUACCUUUUAUAAUAUGAUUAUUAUUAAUAAGGAAAAUACAAAAAAUUUUAAAAAUUUUAAAAAUUUUAAAAAUUAUUUAAAUAUAGAGAAUAUAAUAAAAAAACAAAAUAUAUAUCCUAACAAAUUUUAUUAUCCAUAUAAUAUAUAUAAUAAUCAAAAUAUUCAUAACAUUAUUAUGAAUAUUAUAAAAAAUAUUAAAAAUAUUUCAUUUAGUAGAAGAAAUGAUAUACUUUUUAUUAUCUUAGAAAUUAUGAUCAAAAUGAAUGAUGUAUUAAAUAUUUUUACAAAUUUUAAAAAUUAUUCUAUCUUCUUAAAUUUAUUUGAAGAUUCUUUUUUUCAAGAGCAUUUAAAAAGUUUCCAAGUUAUUUUCAGAAUUAAUCAACAUCAUCUUUUAAAAGAUAUUCAUAUACAAAAAGAAAAAAAAAAUCAUAAUGUUAUAAAAAAUAAUAAAAAUAAAAUAUAUAAUGAAUAUCAAGUCCAAAGUGAUUAUAUCCCAUUACAUCAAGAUAUUAGUGAUAAACCUACAAAAAUUUUGUUUAUUAAAAAUAGUAAAAAUGUAUUAUUAAAUCAUUUUAUAGACUUAUUGAAUGAACAUAUAUAUUUUAAUAAAUAUUUGUAUUAUUAUGGAUAUAUGCGAUUAUUUCAUUUAAUGUUGAUACAAGGAGGAGAAGAUGAUAAUAAAUCGGAUUUAAGAGAAGAAAUACAUAUUGUGGAAUAUUAUAAUGAAAAUUAUGAUAUAAAAAGUAACAAUUUAAAAGAAAAAUAUAUUAAUAAUGAUGAUAAUCAUUGUAAUUCUUUAAUAUCCAUUCUUAUUUGUUAUAUUAUAAAAAAUAAUUUAUUUUAUUAUUUCAAUAAAUCAUGUCUCCUUAAUCUUAUACAUAAUAAUAUAAAAAAAUUCAAAGAUUUUAUUUUUAAGAACAAUUCGAUCCUUACACAAAAUAUAGAUACACACAAUAAUUAUAAUAAUAAUAAUUUGAUAAACUGCUACAAAUUUUAUAAAUAUAUAGAAUCCCUUUUCUUAUAUUUAGAUACACUGGAAUAUAUAAAUAUAAAUGAACAAUAUAUAUCCUCUCAAAAUAUGAUUCAUUAUUAUAAUAGUGACUACCCAUAUAAACAACAUACAACACACAACAAAAAUAAUAUUCAUGUAAACAAUAAAAUGAAUCAUAUUAUAUACAAUGAAGAUUAUAAAAAUCAUGUUGAUAAUAAUAAACUAUUAAAUUUGGGAUCAAUAAAUAUAGAAAAUCUAAAGGAAUAUUCUUCUCUUUUUGAUGAUGUUAAAGAAUUAUAUGAUGCUUGUUGUGAUUAUUUGAUGUAUAUAGGAAAUAAAGACAACACAAAAUAUGAUAAUACAAAUAAUUAUCAUAAUAUAAAAUUAAUAUUAAUCUUGUCUUUUUUAUCAAAUAUAUAUAAUAUAUAUAAUCCAGGCAAAUGGAAUAAAGAAUUAAAUUUUAAAAUACAAGAUUUAUCUUUAAAAAGAUUAAAUAAUAUAAAAUUUAGACAUUCUAAUAAAUAUUCAUUAAAUAAUUAUGAUGACAAAUUUAAUUAUUAUAAAUACAAAUAUUUUUAUAAUUGUUUCUUUUGUUGUGGUUCUUCUAUGUCAUUGAAUGAAGAAGAAAUGUAUAUGUAUUUUGAAAAAAUAAUAAAUGAUAUUGAAAUAUCUAAAGAUGAAUUAGUAUAUAUAUAUUUAAUUAUUAAAAAUUAUAUGAUACCAUAUAUAUAUAGCACACCUAAUGAUGAUAUUAUGAGUAGUUCUAUAUAUAAAAUGAAAGAAAUCAAGAAAAAAAAAAAAAUGAUAAUUUUCAAAUUGUUAUUUAAGCAAACUGAUAUAUUAAUUGAUAGAUUCUCUGUUUGUAAAUAUCCUGUUCAUUUAAUGGAAUUAGUAUUUUUGACUUUAUUUCAUCCAUUACUUAUAAGAUUUGAGAUAAAUAAUUUUAUAGACAUUGAAGAUAAGGAUUCAAAUGUUUGUGACAUGAGAAAAAAAAACGAAGAAAUCAUAUCAACUUAUAAAUAUUGUUAUGAUGAGAGGAAUCAGAGUGAUAAUAACAAUACAUAUAGAGAAAAUAAUACACACGAUAAAAAUAAUAAUAAUAUUAAUGAUAAUAAUAAUAAUAUUAGUGAUAAUAUUUGUGAUAAUAUUUGUGAUAAUAUUUGUGAUAAUAUUAGUGAUGAUAGCUUUUUUCUUUUAAAUUAUGUACGUAAAAUUUUAGAGAGAGGUAAAACCAAACUUUCUAUCACAAGAAAUAUUGUAAUACCCAUGUUAACAUCUUAUUUUUAUAACUUAAUUAAUUAUGAUGAUAUAAUAUAUAUUAAAGAAGAAUAUUUAAAUAAAUUUAUAGAAGUAAUUGUUGAGAUAUUAAUGUAUAAAGAAUAUGUUUUAUUAGAUGGGAAAAAAAAUUUUACAAAUGAAUCUUUUAAAAUAAAAGAAUAUAAUAAUUUACUUUUAAAUAAUUUUAUAAAUGAAAAAAUAUGUAAUUAUCUUAUAAACAAAUUAGAUAGGAAUGAAGAUAUAUUAUUUCCUUCUGAACUUUAUCAAGUUCAUCAAACACCUAUAUUUUUAAGAAUAUUAACAUUAAUAUUUUUAAUUAAUUUAUUUAAUAUUUUAGAUUCUACAUAUCUUUCAUCUAUAAAGUUAUGUCAAACAAGAGAAGACAAAUAUGAAAAAAGUUCUUUUAAUAAAAAAAAAAAAAAAAUCUUAUAUAUAUAUGAAAUAUUAAUAAUUUAUAUAUUAAAAAAAAUAGAUAACAAAAAUAUUUAUCAUAUGAAUAACAAAGGAUAUAAUGAAAUCAAAAGUUCUUGUAAUAAUAAUAAUGAGAAUAAUAAUGAGAAUAAUUCAUUUGUUAUAAAACAAAAUAAUGAAAAAGAAAAAAUACCCCCCUUACCAUCGUCACAUGGACAUAAUAUUCAACUCAGAGGUUUACAAGCUUUAUGUAUGUUAAGUAAAUAUUUUAAACAUUUAAAAAAAAAAAACAGGAAAAAAAUUAUUUCUUAUAUUAAUAUUAUACUUAUUUAUGAUCAUUUAAAUAAUACUCGUCAAUAUUUAGAAUAUUUCUGUCUAGCCAUUAGUCAUUCUUCUUUUGUUUUAAUGUAUCCAUAUUUGAUAAAAUAUUUAUCACAUAAUAAUGUAAAUAAUCAGCUAACUAUAACAUCACUAAUUAUAUGUGCAUAUCUAUUUUUAAAAACGAAAUUUUCGAAUUAUUCUUUUGAACAAUUAUAUAUUAAUUCAUAUGCUGAAAUUUGUUCUAUAAAACAAAACAAAAAAAACAUUUUAACAAAUAAUGUACCUGUCAUAAAUAAAAAAGAAAGUAAAUUAAAGAGAAGGGCACAGGAUAAGAAAGUAAAACAUAUUAUUAAUGAACUUGUGAAAAAAAAUAAAAAUGAUGUCAGUGGAAUUGUUCAAGCUGUAAAAAAUUUGAAAAAUAUAAACACACAUAAAAGUGAUAACAAAAGAUAUAAUGAUAAUUAUGUUACAAAUAAAAAUAUUCUACAUAAUUUUGAUAAUAAAAAAUAUGAUAACCAGUUGGAAAAAAAAAAAAAAAAAAAAAAACCAAUUUAUGAUAAUAAAAAAUAUAAAAAUCAUAAUUACAAAAUGAAUAAAUUACAAAUGGAGGAGAAAAAUGAUUCUAUUCAAAAUAGUGAUUUACAAAAUAUACAAAAUGAUUAUUUUUAUUCUGAACAUAUAUUUAAUUGUUUAUUAAAAUUAUUAUAUGGUAUUGUUUCUUUAUGUUCAUCUCAUUCAGCUGUUAUAAGAAGUAUAUCUCAAUUUAUUGUAUAUAAAUUUAUAAAAUUAAAAGGUACUAUUCAUUUAAAUCCUUUUUUUUCAUCUCUUUUUUCAUAUAUAAAAUAUAAUAAAGAUUGUAAAAGAAUAAGGAAAAAAAUUAAAAGUCAAUUUAAUUAUUGGAAUGUAAAUCGUUUUGAUAAUAUACGUUUCUUAUUACCUACAGAAAAUUAUUCAUAUAAUCAUUUUGAUGAAGACAUAAAUUAUAACAAUGCUAAUACAUUUUCUCAUAUUCUAUAUAAUAACGAACUUGUUAUGUCAUAUACUUUUAUAGACAAAUUUAAACAAGUGGUUCAACAAGAAAUGUCUUUUAUGAUCUUUAAUAUUGAUAUAGAAAAGGAGAAACAAGCAGCUAAAAAUAAUAAAUUGAUAAAUGAACAGAAUGUGUCACUAAAUAUUAUUAAUAGUAUAUAUGAACACAAUAUGAGGACACAAAUAGAAAGUGAACAGGUUAAAGUGGGAUCCUCUAAAAAUGUGUAUUCUGAUAUUACAGAUGAAACUCAUAUGGGUCCUAAUAAUAGUGUUGAUAUAAAGGGUGAUGGUGUUGAUAUAAAGGGUGAUGGAGUUGAUAUAAAGGGUGAUGGAGUUGAUAUAAAGGGUGAUGGUGUUGAUAUAAAGGGUGAUGGAGUUGAUAUAAAGGGUGAUGGUGUUGAUAAACAUACAACAAUUAGCUCUAACGAAGACAAUACAAACAAUAUAACAACCAUAUCCAGUGAAAUAAAUUAUGAUGUAUUUAGCUUAGAAAAUAUUAUAGAACAAAAUAAGAAUAAUUAUCAGAAAAAAUUUGAUCCAAUUUCAAAUAUUAUAGAAAUAAAUAAUGAGUUCAGAAAAAAUUAUUUAAAUAAAAAAAAAAGAAACGAUUUAAUUGUUAUAGCAUCCUUAAUUGAGAAAAUACCUAAUCUUGCUGGCUUAUGUAGAACAUGUGAAAUAUUUAAUGUCAAAAAAUUACUUAUAGAUAAUAUUAAUAUAAUUAAAGAUUAUCAAUUUCAAAAAAUAUCAUCCACUGCUAAUAAAUGGAUGAAUAUUAAAGAAUUGAAAAAAAGUGAUAUCAUCAAUUAUAUAAUAAAAAAAAAAAAAAAAUAUUCUAUCAUAGGAUUAGAACAAACGCAUAACAGUCAGAAAUUAAAUCAUUUCAUUUUUCCUAAAAAAUGUAUACUUAUCUUAGGAGAUGAAAAAGAAGGUUUACCUUCAUCUAUUCUUAUGUUUUUACAUCAUUGUAUUGAGAUACCUGGACAAGGAAUUAUAAGAUCCUUGAAUGUUCACGUUUCUGCAGCUAUAACUAUAUAUGAGUAUUUCAAGCAGCAAAUAUGA